CGCGAGUCAAGUAGCACAUGUUAUGUAAUCAGUAGCUAACCCUACUUUUUAUAGUUUUCCCAAUAUAAACUGUGACUCAUAUAUGUUAAAGAACGUUUUACUGUGAUAUAAAAUAAUAAAAAAAAAAAAAAUUGUAAUAUGGAGAAGUUAUUCAACUACAAAUACUUGGAUAAAAACCAUCUCAAAGGUUUUCAUACUUACAAGUAUAGUGCAAUAGAUACAAGUCCUCUCAGUAAUUAUGUGAUGCACCCUUUGUGGAAUGCCAGUGUAAAGCUUCUACCGAAAUGGAUAGCUCCUAACCUUCUCACGUUUGCUGGGUUCCUAUUGAUGGUAGCAUCAGUGGUUCUCUUGGGACUGUAUGAUUAUGGGUGUUAUGGUCCAUUGCGGGAUAACGUACAAGUCGUACCUGAUUGGGUGUUUACUGUAUGCGCAGUAUUCAUCUUCGUGGCAUACAAUUUAGAUGGUAUGGACGGUAAGCAAGCUCGACGUAUAGGCGUGUCGGGACCACUAGGAGAAAUGUUUGAUCACGGUCUGGACUCUUACGUGGUGUUUUUCAUACCUUACGCCCUCAUGACUGUCUUUGGCAGGGACAACGAGUAUACUGUCAGCGUGUUCCGAGGUUUCAUAUUAAUAAUGAGCGUGUCUCUAAAUUUCUACGUCAGUCAUUGUGAAAAAUAUAACACUGGCACCUUAUAUCUUCCAUGGGGAUAUGAUAUCAGCAUGUGGGUUUCUUCUCUCCUAUUCCUGGUACCUGGACUGUAUGGGCCCAGGGUAUACCAUAUAUAUUUGUUCGGAUACAAGUUUGUGAACGUACUCGAGGUUGUUGUUCAUGCGACGGGACUCUUCACUACUCUACCAAUAGCUUUCUACAAUGUUUAUAUGGCGAAAAAGAACAAUACUAUCAUAUACAAAUCAAUACUAGAUAUGGUACGCCCCGUAUGGAGUAUGCUCAUCAUGAAUGCUACUAUUCUGGUAUGGGUGAUCAAAUCCCCUAAUAAUAUUCUCGAAUAUGACCCGAAGGCUUUUAUUUUGUUAUAUGGAACGCACUUCAGUAAUAUUGCAUGCCGUCUAAUAGUAGCAGAAAUGAGUAAGCAAAAGUGUGAUAUCGUCACCUGGAUGUGCUGGCCUCUACGCGCAGCUGUUGCGAUCUCACUCUUCUUUCCGCACAUAGAAAUUAUCGUAUUUUACUGCACAUUUUUCUUCAGUCUAGCUGCACAUCUACAUUAUGGAGUUUGUGUGGUGAUUAUAACAUUUUUAUACUAUUCCUUUAAUCUAAAACAAUUUAAACAUAAAUUUUUUUUUUACUUUUUGACAUUUCUCGCAUAUUUGGUGUCAAAAUUGUACUAAGCACUAUAUUACAAUAUGUAAUUAAUGGGAAGCAUUAACAGUAACCAGUCCUUAUUAGCAA
Diatraea saccharalis (sugarcane borer) is the source of this 1408-nucleotide messenger RNA. NCBI's taxonomy places the organism in Eukaryota, Metazoa, Arthropoda, Insecta, Lepidoptera, Crambidae. The record is from the annotation of a GenBank genome assembly.